Lethenteron reissneri (Far Eastern brook lamprey) is the source of this 3728-nucleotide messenger RNA. RefSeq lists its product as uncharacterized. Gene Ontology annotation, molecular function: protein binding. The record is from RefSeq and is a predicted model, not a curated record. NCBI's taxonomy places the organism in Eukaryota, Metazoa, Chordata, Hyperoartia, Petromyzontiformes, Petromyzontidae.
GACGCGGGGCUCUGCUCACGUUGCCCCAGAGACCGCGUGUGCGCCCGCGAAGCAGCCUAAGCAGGAGGCGCGGAGCGAGGGGACGCCAGAGAAAAACACGCGCCGGACAAACAGCGAAAGAAGCGGGGACGCGUCCGACGGCGAUGACGGCGCCGGCGGUGGUGUCGGCGGCGGCGAAGAAGGAGGUGGAGCCGGCGGCCCCGGCGGGGCUGCGGCGGCUGCGGGAGCGCUGGGGGAACGCGCGCUUCGCCGUGACGCCGCUGGUGGGCCACAGCGACCUCGUCACCGCCGUCGCCUUCCACGGAUCGUACAUCGUCUCCGGCAGCCGCGAUACGACGGUGAAGCUGUGGCACGCCGCGACGGGCACGGAGGAAGCCAACCUCGGCGGGCACACAGGCAGCGUCACCUGCGUGGCCAUCGCCCCAGCCGCCACCGCCACCGCCAUCGGGAAGGCUCUUGAUUGCGCGGACGAUGAGGAUUUCUUGGCGAGUGGAUCCAGUGACUGCACAGUGAAGAUCUGGUCUCUGCGCACAGGGCAGGAGGUGCGGAGCGUCUACACCUACAGCCCCGUUUCGGCGAUCGCGUUCCUCCCCGAGCCGGGACUCCUCCUCUCCGCGUCCGACGGAGGGAAGCUGGACAUGUGGGACCUCACGACGGGCGCCAGCGUGCAGUCGUUUCGUGCUCAUGAAGACGCCAUCACCUGCCUGCAGCUGCACGGCUCGCUGGCGUGCACGGGUGGCCGGGAUGGCCAGGUGCGCGUGUGGGAGCUGCGCCCGGGCCCCCGCCUGCACCUGCUCUUCUGCACGGAGGGCGAGGAGUGGAGCGCCGACGGGCGCCGCCGUGGCGCGUCCCCCCUGCGCUGCCUCCUGGCGGGGCCGCGACCCCACGGCCGCCUCCUCUACUCCGCCGACGAAGGCGCCAGCAUCCGGGUCCUCGACUGGCGGACGGGCUCCAUAUUGCGGAAGCUGCCCAACCACAACAGCGACUGCGGCUUCACCGACUGCCUGUCCAUGGCAAGCGAUGGCGGCGAUGGCGGCACUCGCCUGAUGCUGUCCGCGGGCUACGACAUUGACCGAGGUCACGGCUACAUCAACGUGCGGCUGCUCGCGGAGGGCGGGGAGCCGUACGUAGCGACGCUGGGGGGUGAGGCGACCCCCCGCCUGCUCUGCGUCGCCACCACCUGCACCCCCAGCGGCCUGCAGCGCUGGGGCACGGGGGGGCGGAGCCUCCUCCUGUGGGAGGAGCUCCCGCACGGGGGCGGAGCCAACAGCCACCACCGCGAAAACGGACACGUUGUGGCCUCGAGCUUCCGGCGCGAGUUUGAGCGAGACGAAGAAGUCUGGAGCGACGACGAGAGCUCGGCCUCCGACAGCUCGCUCGGCUCAAGUUCCAGGGCUUCGAGCAGCGAAGACGACACGGAGCCUGUGAACGGGAGGAGGAGGACCUGGUGCAGCGUCAUGUGAUCGCAGCCCAGGGGGGCACCGGCCACACGGGGAACGGUGGCUCGCGCGUCCUUUCCACAACCACUGCCGGCCCAGUUCUGGCCCGGGCUCCGUGAUCGACUCUGCUUCUCCAUCACCUCUUUGCUACACCGACAACCGAGCCGUGCCGUGCCGUGGCCAGCCCUGGUGCGGCUCAGGAGGCGCCAGGGCGGUUUUUCCACUGCGCGAGCCGAGCCGAGCCCGCCCCGGCUUGGCCCCGAGCGGGUUUCAGACGUCUGGUGACGCCAGCGUAGCACGGUUUGGCUCUGGGCUACUACCCGUUGCCGUGAGAGUGCCACGCUGGCUCAGCUGGGCUGUUGCCACUUGGCAACCGGGCCCGUGCUGGCCUGCUGUCAGACUGGUUCCGGCCCAGGCAGAGCACUAGGACACGAAGUCAGUUCCCAUGAUUUGUGAGCCAGGGGGCACACCAUCCACCCUGCCCUUUGUAGCUACAGAGAGAGAGAGAGGCGGGGGGAGGGGCUCGGGAAGCAAUCUUAAAAGGGCGACUUUUACUAAAUUUCAGAGUAGACUGAUGAGUUGAUGGGUUACGGAACGGUUUGCCCACCAUGGGUUACCCAUUCAGGAAUUGACUCCGUUUAAAAAUAAAUAGAUAUAUAGUACCUUUUUCUCCGCCUUUAUCUCGAUUGUUGCCAUCGUCGUCGUCACGAGACGAGCACGCGUUUCACUUUGGACCUCUGGCACCGACGUGAGGUCCAAGUCGGAGGGUGCCCCCCCCCACCCUCUGCCCCCCCCACCCUCUGCCCCCCCCCCCACCCCCCGCUCCCAUCUCUGGCGGCGGGCCUGACUCCGCACCCUCCGAUUAGCACGGUUGGCUACGCGCGGCGCGAAAAGAAGUUCGGGGCGCACACGUACGUAGAAAUUCCACGUUCCUUUGGCAGAGACUGUUCCUCCAAAAACACGGUCUCACGGUUGACAUCCUAUCGAGGUGGCUGCUCAUUUUCUUGACGCUGGAGGGAGAAUAACGAUGGAUGUUCCGAGUCAACCCGUGACCGGGACUUGACCGCGAUUGUGAGUCGAACGCUGCGCUUUACCGUGGCAUCUUCUGGCCUGGUUCGAUAGGACUGACAACACUAAUUAUCGCAAUAAUAUUACACUGCGUCGUUCGUUAUGCCACGCGCGCGCCUUGUCGGACUCGUGUCAGUGCUUCACGUCUUAUCUCGGCAGGUGGUCACCGUCGGAAUGCGAGGCGACGAUCCGGAACCGAUCCGGAACCGCUCCGGGGGUGUUCUGGGAAGGCCCCCCCCUGCGGCCCCCCCCUGCGGCCCCCCCCCUGUGGCCCCCCCCCUGCGGCCCCAAGGGGGGUUAGACCCCAGGGGGGGUAUAGGCCCCAGCGGAUGGUUAGGCCUCAGAGGGGAGGUUAGGCUCCAGAGGGGGGGUUGUUAGGCCCCAGGCUUUGAUUCCGCGGAAGGAGAAAUCGCGGCGCUUUCUCUAAUUGCGUGCCGCUUUACUCCGAAGCAGUGCGGGUGAUUUUUUUUCCGCCACGGACUUUCAGCAGUCGCCUUCCGCGUAGUCGGAUCCCACACUCGGCCCGUGUGCGAAAGCGAUCGGUCGAGAGUGGGCGCAGCGUAGGGGUUCAUCUUGUCUCUGCCGAUUGGGAAAUCGUCGACGUAAAUACGAGCGAGUGAUGGCGCCCCGAGCCUGUAGGAGACCGUCGAGUAAAGGUCCGUGCGUGUCGGUGCGUUCCAUCUGUGCUUGUGGAUCAGUGCUGUGUGUGUUGGUGAGUGCUCUCUGUGUGUGUUGGUGAGUGGUGUGUGUGUGUUGGUGAGUGGUGAGUGGUGUGUGCGUGUCGGUGAGUGGUGUCUGUGUUAGUGAGUGCUGUGUGUGCGUGUCGGUGAGUGGUGUGUGUGUGUGUCAGUGAGUGCUCUCUAUGUGUGUUGGUGAGUGGUGUGUGUGUGUCGAUGAGUGCUGUGUGUGUUUGUGAGUGCUCUGUGUCGGUGAGUGGUGUGUACGUGUCGGUGAGUGGUGUCUGUGUGUGUGUGUUGGUGAGUGUGCUGUGUGUGUGUGUUGGUGAGUGCUCUUGUGUGUGUCGGCGAGUACCCCUGGCCGUGUGUGUCGAGCCGUGCCGUGCUUCGUCUGAGUGUCCUGUCACUCGGGGCUCGUGCGCGUCUCCAGCGGUCAGGAGCGUCGUAAUGAAGGUGACGGAUUUGUGCCAAAACGGAGGUUCCCGAGUUCAGAUUUACAGCGAUUUCUAAAAUGUGACGGCAAUAAAUGUCAUAGUAGAAGUUU